Molecule: messenger RNA, 1528 nt
Organism: Arachis stenosperma
Lineage: Eukaryota; Viridiplantae; Streptophyta; Magnoliopsida; Fabales; Fabaceae
Exons: 7
Coding region: 446-901 (151 amino acids)
Biological process (GO): positive regulation of transcription by RNA polymerase II; negative regulation of transcription by RNA polymerase II
Cellular component (GO): chromatin; mediator complex
Molecular function (GO): transcription corepressor activity
Source: RefSeq, a predicted model, not a curated record
GCCUAAUCGAUUACGAUUCGAUUUUGAUUUUUGAUGAGCAUGCAGUCUAACCCCUACGCCCUAAACUUCUGGCGUAGCCCCCGAUCGCUCUGUCUUACACACUCCCAUCUCUUCGGACACGCUACUCUAAGUCACUAAGUGUCAGCUCUCACUCUCAGCUGUGGUCACCGAACCCCAACCCUUACCAGUGCCCUCACUUCACUUGCCGUCGCCGCACCGUUAACUUCGCCUCCGCCGCUCCUCUUCGCCGGUCGCCGAUCGCCGCUGCCCUGCCGUUUCGUCCCUCGACGUUCUCCUCACCGUUCCCUGCUUCUUCGUCCCUGCCGGUGCGUCGCUGCUCUGCUCUUUCGUCUCUGCCGUUUGCUGCUCCUUCGUCCCUGCUGGUGCGUGGCUGCUCGGUCUUCUUGCUGGUUGUAAAUUAGUUGGAGGGAGGAGGACUCACCAUAUGGAAAGCUUUACCCAACAGAAGGUUCAAAGAUACGAAGAAUUCGUUGAUCGUCGCUUGAAACCUGAUCUUCAACGUGCUAUUGAUGAGCGGGACAAGGUCUUUGAACAACAGAAAAUUUUUGCUGAUUUGCGAAGAAACAUUGAAAACCUAGAGAAGAAUAGUGUUACCAGUCUAAGAACUCUGGUCAAUCUUGGAUCCGAGGUGUACCUGCAAGCAGAAGUGCCCAAUACACAAUAUAUUUUCGUGGAUGUAGGGCUGGGAUUCAAUGUUGAAUUUACUUGGUCUGAAGCUUUGAACUACAUACAGAAAAGGGAAGAAAGGAUAGCUAAGCAAAUAGAUGAGUACAAUCAGUCAAUUGCAUCAAUUAAAGCGCAGAUCAAGCUGGUUCUUGAAGGGAUUCGAGAAUUACUACAACUUCCAGCUGAGAAAUCAUUACCAGAGCGGAGUUUUUGAUGCUUACCGAGGAUAAUUCCAGAUCAUUCAUCUUUAGUCUCUCUGAACAAUUGUAAAUUCUGGAUCAUUUAUGUUUAGUCUCGUGAACAAUUGUAAAGGAACACUGCAAUGCAAUGAUGUGAUCAUGUGAAACAGGACAAAGAUUGGUAUUUAUCCAGAAUGAAACGUUGCAUCUUUUGGUCUUAUAAUGAUUAGGAAAAGUAUAGGGUACCAACAUAUUAUCCGCCAACUUCUGCCAACUCUUAUUUAUGUUUGUGUGUUUCAUAAAAAUGUGUUCAUAGAUGUGUCUAAUAAUUAAUAUAUUUUAAAUACAUAUAUAAAGAGAUACAUCCAGAAAAUAUAUCUAUAAAGACACUUUUAUUAAACAUAGUUAUAAAAAAGACAUUUUUAUUAGACACAUCCACAAACACACUUUCAUAAAACACAAUUAUAAAUAAGAGUUAGCAGAAGUUGGCAGAUAUGCUGUUGGUAACGUAGCGGAACCGUAAUGAUUAAACACGAAACAAAAACAUUGAUUAAGAACCCAAAGGGCCAAGACCGUUCAUCUGUGAUUCUCUUUAGUUGAAAUGCUGAUCCUAAUAUCUGUCUAUCAUUCUGCAGAAUCUCUCUUUAGUUGAAAUGCUGAUC